AUGAUGACGUCGAUAGCUCUUGCUCUGUGUUUGACACACCAUUCACCAAUGGUUCUGUCCAUUGUUGAUGAUGAUCCACAGGAGAAGACAAUGGAUUCGUUGUGGAAGAAACGGCACGUCUCUGACCUAACUCGGUCUGGUUCUCUGGUUGGAGUAACAGAAGCUUAUCUUGUAAUACCCGUAGACCACUUUCUAACGAAUCCUUCAUCUCUAACACUUUCUCCGAGAGCUUACUGUCGUCGAGGAUCUUCUUACGUAGUAACAGAGAAAGUGGAAGAGAGAGACGAUUUCUUGAAACAAGUUUGGUUUCUCAGAGAGAGUUUGGUUUUCUUCUUCGUCGACAUUGAAGAAUCCAUUGUUGUUUACAGAUUGGGAUACACUGUUUACUUACGGGAUGCUUCUAGUGGUUGUAAAUCUGUGUUUGUGACCAUUGAUGAAGAGAAAGGACCUGUCACAAGUUUAAACUGGACGCAAGAUGGUCGUAAUCUUGUAGUUGGUCUUGAUAACUCUUAAGUGCAGAUUUGGGAUUCUGUUUCCAAUCGUCAACUGAGAACAUUGAAAGGUUGUCACCAGUCAAGAGUUGGAUCAUUGACAUGGAACAAUCACAUUCUAACAACUGUGAGGUCAUCCAUUGUGGGAACUUAUGUGGUUCACACUCAAGAGGUUUGUGGUCUUAAGUGGGAAAGAUCUGGACAACAACUAGCAAGUGGUGGUAACGUCAAUGUAGUACACAUAUGGGAUUGUUCUGUCUCCUCCUCAAACUCAACUAGGCAAUGGCUACAUAGGUUUGAGAAACAUACACAUACAGCUGCUGUGAAAGCUCUUGUCUGGUGCCCAUUCCAAGCGAGUCUGCUUGCAACUGGUGGUGGUGUAGGAGAUGGGAUUAUUAAGUUCUGGAAACACACUGGGGCUUGCUUGAAUUCAGUAGAAACUGGCUCUCAAGUUUGUUCAUUGUUAUGGAGAAAAAGUGAAAGACAGUUACUUAGCUCACAUGGGUUUACACAGAAUCAGCUUACACUUUGGAAGUAUCCAUCUAUGUUGAAAAUGGCUGAACUCACUGGUCAUACAUCAAGAGUUCUUUAUAUGGCACAAAGUCCGGAUGGUUGUACCGUGGCUUCAGCAGCAGGAGACGAGACUCUUAGGUUUUGGAAUGUUUCUGGAGUACCAGAGACCACCAAGAAAGCUGCUCCGGAACCAUUUUCUCAUGUGAAUCGUAUUCGUUGA
Messenger RNA from Arabidopsis lyrata subsp. lyrata, 1224 nucleotides. RefSeq names its product cell division cycle 20.6, cofactor of APC complex. The record is from RefSeq and is a predicted model, not a curated record. Gene Ontology annotation, molecular function: ubiquitin ligase activator activity; anaphase-promoting complex binding; protein binding. NCBI's taxonomy places the organism in Eukaryota, Viridiplantae, Streptophyta, Magnoliopsida, Brassicales, Brassicaceae. Gene Ontology annotation, biological process: anaphase-promoting complex-dependent catabolic process; positive regulation of ubiquitin protein ligase activity; positive regulation of anaphase-promoting complex-dependent catabolic process. Gene Ontology annotation, cellular component: anaphase-promoting complex.